AGGUAACAUUAUCUACAAUAUACGUCAAUUUUAAAGAGUUUUAUAUUGACCACGCGCACAUAGAAGUAGCCUGGGCCGAGAGUCAACAAUACAGAGUGAUAAAGAGAUGUCAGCAAAUGGCAGAAAACGAUAACACAAAAAUCUAGCUUGUACUAUUAAUUCGUACGAAUAACUAUGGCAUCUACAGAUACUCUAAUACUGGGCAGUAUCAACUAUUAUUGUCGAGCAAGAUUUUACACGCACCUACAAAACGUGUGUUUGCAAGGUUUGCAGAAGCACGGAGGUGAUCCGGUUUUGACAUUUUGGAAAGCAUUUGGAAUACUGAUGGAAGAUCGUGUGUCAGAAGCCAUUAGAGAAUUUGAAUCCAUCCAAGAAAGUGAAGAAGUUGUCCUGUGUUGUUUGAUGGCAUUAAUCUAUGCACAUAAAAAGGCACAAUUAAUUGACAAGGAAAGUGUACAUGAAUUGGAAACAAGAUUGAAAAAGAUUCGAACAAGUGUUGGUGAGAAUGCGCUAUACUUUGCUGCAAUGUUUUUGUGGCACACAGGGCAUCAUGAAAAAGCAAGAGAAUAUGUUGACAGAAUGUUGAAAAUGUCCAAUGGUUCAAAAGAGGUUUUCUAAACACUGGAAUUUUUUAAUAAAUGGAGUCAAUAAUUCAAACAAGACCUGGUAUGAUUGUGCAAGGACAAACAAUGCAAUUGCAAGUGAAGGCAUCCACCAGCCCUGUUGCAUAUGAGAAACUUAAGAAUAUUCUUCUCAAAGAUGAAGAUAUCGUUCAUGCCUUUCGGAAACAGGAGAAAAAAGUCAAUGCUGCAUCUGCAUAAGUGAUCGAGUUCUGAAGGAGCAACGAAAAACUCUUUGAGGUUCAUAAAUUUGUUCGAACUUGGAAUAAUACCGUGUAAAAUUCAUGGCGUGGAAGGCCGACGGAAGUUAUUGAGAAACAACUUAGAUUAAUACCUGGAUGGUAGAAUUAGAACAGUUCACGAAGUCAUUCUGCACAACUAAUGGUUUAUUAAUGGUUGAUUGCCGAAAUAUCAGAGAUAGCAUCGUUCCGAAACUUGGUUCCAUUUUUCGACAACUUUCCAAGAUGGUUGCAAAGGAUCUUAUGAGGAUGUCGAAGAAGUUCAUUGACGAGGCUCAACAGCUUGUUAAGCAACUGUCCGAUAGGCGUACCGAUUUAGAGAAUUUUGCCAAUUUCAUCAAAGUUCAUGGUAAAAUAAAAAAGAAAGUGUCAUUUCUACAAGUUGAGGUCGAAUAUAUGAAAAGCAUUUUUGAGAUGAUUCGUGCUAGCCAGCGACCUUUGUCUGAAAAAGAGAAAGAAAUUGAAGAUGCUACUUGCUUAUCUUGGGAACAAUUACUUUUUUGUCUUGAAGAAGCUUCCAACUUCUUGGUCUAUAAAAUUCCUGAAAUAAUUCGUGACCUUGAUGAUAAGAUUAUGUCUGUUGAGCAUCAAGCUCGUGUUGUUGGUAAAAGGGCAACAAGCGGAGAGUUCUUGAUUUCUGAGAACAAUUUCUCGUUGAUGAUGUCAAGUUUAAUGAAGCUUCGGAGAACAUUUAGAGGUUAUAUGAAUGAUUUGGACGAACUCGUGGAAUACAGAGAAGUGAUUUCAGGCAAUAAGUUUUGUAAAGAUGAACUUCUACAAAUAUUGAAGAACGUUGACGUACGUUAUGAGUUGUGGAAGUAUUAUGAAGUGUGCGGCGAGAAAAUCGAACAUUAGCUUCAAACACCAUUUUUUAAGACAAACAUUAAGAAAGUACUUGAAAAGAUGAGCGAAUGGCAGUUGGCUGCUGAAAAUCUAAAAUCUCUCUUGCCUGACCAUGAUGAUAUUUUCAAACUUUACAAUUCUAUAGUAUAUUAUAUCCUCCAUAAUAUCUGAAAGAUUUGGAGGUGGCACAAACUUAGAAUUAAGAAAGAAUUUACUUUAAAUUAUGUGACACCAUGCUUCACUUAAUAAUUAUAUAUAAAUAUAUUAGCAGAAAGCGCAAAAGUUUAGAAAAUUAGUCAUAA
Xenia sp. Carnegie-2017 is the source of this 2004-nucleotide messenger RNA. RefSeq lists its product as uncharacterized. Gene Ontology annotation, molecular function: dynein intermediate chain binding; minus-end-directed microtubule motor activity; dynein light intermediate chain binding. NCBI's taxonomy places the organism in Eukaryota, Metazoa, Cnidaria, Anthozoa, Malacalcyonacea, Xeniidae. The transcript is spliced from 13 exons. Gene Ontology annotation, cellular component: dynein complex. The record is from RefSeq and is a predicted model, not a curated record. Gene Ontology annotation, biological process: microtubule-based movement. The coding region runs from base 959 to 1714 and encodes 251 amino acids.